Haemonchus placei is the source of this 957-nucleotide messenger RNA. NCBI's taxonomy places the organism in Eukaryota, Metazoa, Nematoda, Chromadorea, Rhabditida, Trichostrongylidae. The record is from the annotation of a GenBank genome assembly.
AUGCUUCUAGACAAUGCAUCUUUGCCAACGAUCCAUGCCCCCGCGCAGGAGCUCACCGAAGAUCAGUUGAAGGAGUUUACACGUAGGCUGCUCGACGGGAAAUCAUUAACUCAAUCGGAAACGAAACAAAUGUUGAAAACUUUGGAACGUGCCGAUGUUAACCCUGAGUUUUUGAACCAGUUCAUGCAAAUGAGUGACUCUGAUCUGUCAAAAUUAAUUGACUUGAAUGUGAAGAUUGCUAUAGAAGUUAUCGACUUGUGUGUGUCAGCUGAUCAAUCUUUGGCAAAUAGCUUUAUUCGUGUUUCGGAUGCUGCCCAAGGUUUCUCAGCAAAUGGUGAUCAAAAUGAUUUGGAAUUCCAAUGUCAGCCUGUCUUCCGGCAGUCAUACUUGCGGUCCAUCAUGCUAGGCUCUCAGAAAUGUGCGAAAAUCAACUCAGUAGAGGUUGAUGUCAAGCGGAGGCAAAAUGAAAAGGAGCUCGGCAAAAAAGCUUCUGAACGAUGGGAAUGCAUUCUAAGGUAUCUGGCACUGCCUUCAGACAAAAAUAUGAGCUCCGUGUCAUCAACGACACGUGAGCUUUUCUCCGCUGCCGGUUUCACUAGUGACAACGAUGGCUCGGCAGAUCUUGAAAUCACUUCAGCCGGGUUUCAGUUUUUAUUGUUGAGCCCUGUGCACCAACUCUGGACGUACAUGAUUGAGUAUCUCAAACUAGAGUCUUUCAAAGGCCGAGACAUCAGACCCGUUCUGGAGCUACUCAUCAGGGUUAUUCUAUGCGUCGUCAGAGGUUUAAUAAAUCCUUACGUGGUUUCCGCAAUCAAAGCGUAUACAGUCGUUGCAGGAGGAGGCUUUUCCCAAACUGCAUUCGAAAUCAGCAGCAAUUGGACAGAAGAUCAGACAACGCUCAUAAUGCACAUGAGGGAAUUGGGACUUAUUUUUAUUCGGAAAAGGAAGGACGGGUGA